ACUUGAGAGAAUCAUCCAACUCACGACAACGCUCCGCCCGGUGACGACGACGAAGCAACCGCCAAAAUGACUAAGGGAACUUCGAGCUUUGGCAAGCGCCACACCAAGACCCACGGUCUUUGCAGACGUUGCGGUCGCCGUUCGCUCCACAACCAGAAGAAGGUCUGCGCUUCUUGCGGCUACCCUGCCGCCAAGACCCGCAAGUACAACUGGUCUGAGAAGGCUAAGCGCAGAAAGACCACCGGCACUGGUCGCCUCCGUUACCUCAGCACCGUCUCUCGCAAGUUCAAGAACGGCUUCCAGACCGGUGUCCCCAAGGGCUCCAAGCCCGUCGCUGCUUAAACGAGCGAACUGGGUUGGAUUUUCUGUUCUCUCGGGUCGAUUAACGUGAACUGGCGGCGGCGAAGCGGGACAAAUGGGACGGGAUCGUUUUCUUCGGCGGGUGCGGUGUAACCAGGGACUGGGAUUAUCUACGGAUCGGACCUAAACUCGCUUUUUGCUGCUGCUACAUCACAUCAACGGGCAAAAGGUGCAUGAGGUUUCAUUUUGCGCGCGCGCGGGAACUCGGUCUUCAAAAGCAUUCUUGACAUGCAAGGAGCAAACAUGGUCAUGAGAUACAAUGGCGUAACGUCUUUUUGCUGAGCGGAAACAGCAAAGUCUCCCCGCGGACAAGCAAGCUCUCAAGCUUGGUGAUGGGCUGAGUGUCGCCCGGUCGAGCAGGUUUUACUACUCUACAAUUCCAGUUCCGUUAUUCACCCGAGCAUUCGGAACAUUUGGGAGAGCUACGAAUA
Molecule: messenger RNA, 791 nt
Organism: Neurospora tetraspora
Lineage: Eukaryota; Fungi; Ascomycota; Sordariomycetes; Sordariales; Sordariaceae
Product: ribosomal protein L37e-domain-containing protein
Exons: 6
Coding region: 67-342 (91 amino acids)
Biological process (GO): translation
Cellular component (GO): cytosolic large ribosomal subunit; ribosome
Molecular function (GO): structural constituent of ribosome; RNA binding
Source: RefSeq, a predicted model, not a curated record